AUGGUGGUGUUAUUUAGUAUUUUAUGGGUGUCUGUAUUACUUACAGCAACUACUGGUGUUAGUUUAUUGCCUGAUCCAUCAACCAUAGUCUAUGAAGGUCAAGCUCGAUUUACUGUUUUAUCAACACGUCUUAUUCGUCUUGAAUGGUCAGCAACAAAAGAAUUUAUUGAUGGUAAAACAUGGCUUGUUCAAUCGCGUGAUAUUCAACCGACUCCACCUGCAUUCAAUGUCACACGAAAUGAUACUCAUCUAAAAAUUGAAACAACAUAUAUUACAUUAGAAUAUCUACGAAAUGCUGCAACAACAUUUAGUCAACAUAAUAUUCGUGUUACUAUUCGAGUCAAUAUUGCUAAAGGAGAGACAGUUAUUUGGAAUGCUAUACCUAAUGAAGAAUAUGAUGGUAAUCUUCUUGGUACAAUACGAACAUUAGAUGGAGAUGCAGAUUCAAAAUUAGCAUUAGACUGUCGAAAUCAACCUCGUAAUGAUCUUCAUUGUACUUAUGGUGUUAUAUCACGUCGAGGUUAUGCUCUCGUUGAUGAUACACAUCAACCUCAAAUAGAUAAUGACCCAAAAUGGCCAUGGAUUAUCAAUAAACAAUAUUCACCACCAGCUUCAUCUCUUUGUCAAGCCGUAUCAGUUAAUGAACGUCGAACUUGUGGUCCAUCAAACAAAACUAAUCAACAUGAUUGUGAACUUCGUGGAUGUUGCUUUCAAAGUCCAUCAUCCUGUUUUUAUUCAUCACAAGCACAACAAGAUUUAUAUUUAUUUGGUCAUGGACGAGCUUAUUCUCAAGCUUUAUAUGAAUUUACACGUCUUGGUGGAUCAAUUCCACUUCCACCUCGUUAUAUAUUUGGAGUUUUUUUUAGUCGUUAUUGGGCUUAUGCUGAAUAUGAAGAAAGACAAAUUGUUACAGAAUAUAUUCAACAUGAUGUUCCAUUAGAUGUACUUGUUACUGAUAUGGAUUGGCAUAUUACAUUUUAUAAACAAGAUUCAGAAGGUAAAAAAGAUCAAGCUGGACAAGAUAUUGGAUGGUCAGGAUUUACAUUUGAUGAGCAUUUAUAUCCAAGUCAUCAAAAAUUUCUUCAAUGGUGUAAACAAUUAGGUUUGAAAAAUACCUUAAACGUUCAUCCUGCAUCAGGUAUUCAACCAUGGGAAGAGAAAUAUAAAGAAAUGGCUGUAGCUAUGGGUAUUGAUCCUUCAACAAGUCAUUAUGUACCAUUUAAUAUUACUGAUAAACAUUUUACUUCAGCAUGGACUAGUAUUGUUCUAAAUGCACUUCAAGAUGCUGGUAUUGAUCUAUGGUGGUUAGAUUGGCAACAAGGUGAAGAAGGUUGGAUGAAUGAUAUACCUUAUACAAAUCCAACAUUUUGGCUUAAUCAUGUUUUUUUUACUGAUCCAUAUUUUAAGGAAAACCGUCCAGCGCUUCUACAUCGAUGGGGUGGUCUUGGUAAUCAUCGUUAUCAAGUUGGUUUUUCUGGUGACGUUAUCCCAUCAUGGGAUACACUUUCAUAUCAACCACAUUUUACAGCAACAGCAGCUAAUGUUGGUUAUGGAUUUUGGAGUCAUGAUCUUGGUGGACAUACUCGAGAGCCAGAUCCAGAAUUAUAUACUCGAUGGCUUCAAUGGGGUGCAUUUUCACCUAUGUUUCGAACACAUUGUACAAAAGAUGCAAAUAAUGAUCGACGACUUUGGACAUAUCCUUGGACUUAUCAAAAUAAUUUAGCUCGAUUUACUCGACUUCGUCAAGCACUUAUACCAUAUCUUUAUACAGCUGCAAGACGUACAUAUGAUUCAGGUCUAUCUGUUGUUCUUCCUGUUUAUUAUUAUUAUCCAGAAAAUGAUGAAGCUUAUUCAUAUUCAAAUCAAUAUUUCUUUGGUUCAAAUAUUCUUGUUUCACCUAUUAGUCAACCAGUGAAUCAAAGUACUGGUCUUGUUGAAAAUUGGCCUAUGUGGUUUCCACCUGAUUUUCAAUGGGUUAAUUUCUUUACUGGUGAUCUUCCUUCUUCUUCUUCAACAAAGCAAUCUUUUACAAUUGAUGAAAUGCCAGUCUAUGCUCAAAUUGGUUCGAUCAUUCCACUUUUACCUGAACCACGAUCAAGUCGCGAGCGAAUUGGUCGUGCUCAACAAAUACCAGAAACACUUCUUUUAUAUACACUUAUUGGUGGAUCACCAAAAGGAAGAGGACAUGUUUAUGAUGAUGAUGGAACAACAAUAGCAUAUAAAGACUCUACUAAUAUAACAACUGCUGUAACUCGUUUUGAUUAUACAGUUUCAGGCAAUACAUUACAAUUUAAUAUAGCUGCAGCAAUUGGUUCAUUUCCAAAAUUCCCUUCAUCACGAUCAUAUGAAAUUCAACUUCGAGGUGUAUUUCCUGCAACAAGUGUUUCGAUCAAUAAUACUUUUCUUCCUUUUGAACCAUUUAAUGAAUUAAUCAAUGGUCAAGAUGGAACAACAAAUGGUUAUACCUAUGAUGGAUCAACACUUUCAAUUAUUAUCUAUAUUCGACAACCUGUAUCAACAUCACAAACACUUCAAAUUCAAGUUCAACUAUCAGAUAGUAUAUCACAUCCAUAUCUUGUUCAAGUUCCAACAUCUUUUGUUGGUCUUCUUGCUCGAUGUCAAUCAGCUAAAGCACGACUUGAUUAUGAAUGGGGUAUUAAAACAGUUUAUAUGGAUGAUUAUCCAUUAUUAUUAGAUGCAGCUGCAACUGGUCUUCGUAUAACACAUUCACCUUCCACUGCAAAAGAUGAAUUAAAUCAAUUUUUUAGCGAACGUAUGACAGGUGCAUGUGAUGAAAUAGCAAAUAAGAUUUCAAAUCUUGAUUCAAAUGUUCGAACAAUAUUAUUAGCACAAUUACAAUGCAAUUCAUUUAUUUACAAAUAA
Adineta steineri is the source of this 2883-nucleotide messenger RNA. Lineage: Eukaryota; Metazoa; Rotifera; Eurotatoria; Adinetida; Adinetidae. The record is from the annotation of a GenBank genome assembly.